AUGCUGCUAUUCUUUGGAAUUUUGUUUAAUGCACAAGCUCAUGAAGAUAUCACCAGCAAUCAAUUACAACAUAGUCUCAGUGGUAGAUUCUUUCGUCUUGCAUGUCCUAGUUCGCUGGAAUGUCGAUCAAAGUGGGGGUUUUGUGGAAAGGGACCAGAAUACUGUGGUGAUGGUUGCCAAGGUGGACCAUGCACAGCUGGCAAUAUAGCAUGUCCUGACUCAACAGAAUGCCGAUCAAAAUGGGGCUUUUGUGGAAAAGGAUCAGAAUACUGUGGUGAAGGCUGCUUAUCUGGACCAUGCACGGGAAGUAGUGGCAAUGGAGAUGGAGUUACUACAUUUCAAGGAAAAGCAACAUACUAUAUUGUUAGUAGUGGCAAUACAGCUUGUGGAACAAGACAUGGUGAUAAUGAGUAUAUUGCUGCAUUGAAUGGAGCCCAAUUCGAUCCGCACACACCAAAUGGUAAUCCAAAUAGAAAUACUUUAUGUAAUAAAUUAGCUAAAGUAGUUGGUCCAAAGGGAUCUAUUACAGUCAAAGUUGUUGAUAAAUGUCCCGGAUGUCGUUAUGGUGAUCUGGAUCUAUCUAGAGCCGCUUUUCAAGCAGCUGUUGGUAAUCUCGGCAUUGGUAUUGCAAGUAUAACUUGGAAUUGGAUUUAA
Molecule: messenger RNA, 654 nt
Organism: Rotaria sp. Silwood1
Lineage: Eukaryota; Metazoa; Rotifera; Eurotatoria; Philodinida; Philodinidae
Source: the annotation of a GenBank genome assembly